Molecule: messenger RNA, 1584 nt
Organism: Arachis ipaensis
Lineage: Eukaryota; Viridiplantae; Streptophyta; Magnoliopsida; Fabales; Fabaceae
Source: RefSeq, a predicted model, not a curated record
AUGCUUUUGAUGGUAAAUUUGGCAUGUUGAGGUAGUAGCAGAGCAANNGGAACUGGAGCACAGAAUUAUUGAGAUCACAUCAGAAAAGUUUGAUCCUUUACAAUGUCCUGCUUCUCGUCCAUUCAUCUACAAGGUUCCUAAGAGUCUCUUCACUGUGAAAAGAGAAGCCUAUACUCCUCUCUUGAUCUCCAUUGGUCCUCUUCACCAUGACAGAAAACAAUUCAAGGACAUGCAAGAACUCAAAACCCGCUACUUCGUUUCCUUUCGCGACCACCUAGUCUUCCUCGAGAAAGAUCAUCUUCUAGAAGAAUACAAAGCCUUCCUCAAAUCAGAAGAGAAAAACAUAAGAUCUUGUUACCAAAAAUCACAACUACCCGACUCUUUCAACAACAACGACAGGUUUGUAGAGAUGAUGUGGUUGGACUCUGUUUUCAUCAUGGAGCUGUUCUUGAGAGAAGAGGAUGACUACCACUGCAAGUGCAAGAGUCACAUAAACAAAGAAGAUUAUUACAUAACAACUCGACCGUGUCUCAGCAAAAGCAUUCAGAAGGAUCUGUUACUUCUCGAGAAUCAAAUCCCAAUGUAUGUUCUUGAGAGGCUCUAUAAAACGAUUGCUGUCGAUUUCAAGAAACACGCAACCUUUCUUGAUCUCGCGAAAAAGUACUUUCGAUCGUGGGACCCUUGUUCCGAACUAACAGAGAAUUCCAAAAACCUCGACCGCCACCAGAUUCUGCAUUUCACUGAUCUGAUCCGGCGCGCUUACGUUCCCAACCCGAAGGAUCUGAAGUAUUUGGAAGAUGAUAAUAACCAAAACCCUAAUAAUAAUAAUAACAAUAAGAAGAAGAAGAAGAAGGAUCUUCAUCAAGAUUGCUGUUUCAUAAGAACAGCAAGCAAGUUGAACCAGGCCGGGGUAAGCUUCGAGAAGGUUCGACACAGAAGCCUUCUCGACAUCAGGUUCGAGACGAGGCCCUUCUACGGCUACCUACUCUGCUUUGGCUGCUGUCCAUUUCCAUGGUCUAAGUUCUUCAAGGCUCGAAUUCAGUUCCCGGAGUUGAGAAUAGACCACAGAACCGAAUGUGUUCUUCGGAACCUGAUUGUGUUCGAGCAGUGCCACUACCCUGAGGAGCCUUACAUAUGCAACUAUGUUUCCUUGGUGGAUUCUCUGAUUCACACCAAAGAUGAUGCAGAGUUGCUGGUUGAGAAGGAGGCUAUUGUGCAUGAACUUGGAAGUGAUAAUGAAGUAGCAACUUUGGUUAAUAGUCUUUGCAUGCAUGUUGUGACGAAUAAGACAUGUUACCAUAAGUUAAUGGGUGAAUUGAAUGAACAUUAUAACAGCAAUUGGAAGUGGACAAUGGGGACACUCAGGAGGGUUUACUUUCGUGAUCUUUGGAGAUGUAGCUCUACCUUUGUUGGCAUUGCUGUCUUUAUAUUCGCCAUUUUCAACUUCUAUCGUGUUCUUCGUGGAUUCCCUUUGUUAGUUACUUGACUAAUCUUCACGUUAAUGAUCUAUCUAUGUAUGAAUAAAUCUUGUGUAAGCCACAAUGCAAGUUACUUUAAUAAAUUAUCCUUAAUUAGUUGUAUCUA